UUGGUAAUCGCCAAUCCAUAAGCUACGACAUGUCACAGUCUGUCAUAUUCCAGUCAUAUAUGUCAUCACAAUGAUUUAGCUUUACAUACUAAUAAUGUAAAAAAACUGGCGAUAUAAAUUCCAAAUUUUGAGUAGUAAUGCGAAGUUUCACUUCGUGAAAUCAUGGAUCAUUACCUGACGACAUACAGAAAGGAUUACCUAUGGCCCAACUUACCAGGAUCGGGGGCAGGCGGGGGAGGUGGCGGCGGCGGCGGGGGAGGACUGGCUGAAACACCACAAUUGACGGGUGAAGAGCUAGCCUUCUACCAAGCAUGCAUGCAGCACUCCCGGCCUCCAGACUGUCGUUGUCCACAGUACUCCGGCGGGGAGAUGCCACAGCUCCCACCAGGGAAGGAAGGCGGCUGGAGUAGGAAUGAGAUCAUGGGACCCCUACUGGACCCAAAACUAUAUCCAGUAAAAGUAGGCGCAGCUCCAGAAACGCCAACGUCGCGGUAUGAUCAGCCCAAUGCGUUCUUAGAUAAGCUCCAAUCCAAGUACCCCAUGCUGUACAGCAUCCUGCAGAACGAGGCGUCUCCAGAGUUGAAGCAGAGGAUCGACCGGGACCGCAACAAGACCACGUACCAGGUGGACUUCUGCGAAAGUGGUCCUGGUGCGAAAUUCGAGGGUCUGCAACGCGCGUCGGACGAAAGUGGCACGGGCCCGUGCGCGCAGCCCAUGCGCCUGCCCGGGGACCCGUGCCGGGUGGGGCCCAAGCCCCGGCGAGCCGCUCCGAAGACGAUCUCCAAGCAAGCCGGCGCUGGAGGAGCCAGCGACCCGAGAGCCAAAUGCGAGACAUCAUCAGCGGUGCCACCUCUUGGCAAGACAGAGUACCAGGACGGCGUGUCGAAACUCGGAGCAAUCAUUAUGCGGGACAAGCUUCAUCGGAGAUAACUGGAGUAGACGAAAAUCACGGACAAGUUAUAUUAUAUUUCAUUGGAUUAUACACGGCACUGAAGAAGGAA
Molecule: messenger RNA, 1001 nt
Organism: Plodia interpunctella (Indianmeal moth)
Lineage: Eukaryota; Metazoa; Arthropoda; Insecta; Lepidoptera; Pyralidae
Exons: 6
Coding region: 163-930 (255 amino acids)
Source: RefSeq, a predicted model, not a curated record